AUGGCAGACGUACCCAUGAUUAUGGAGGAAAGCGCUGCGGAAAAGCUGAGAGCUCACCCAAAGAUACAAUUUCAUCCGGCAACAAACCUCUACUCCUACAAGGCAGAGAUAGUCGUAGACAGCAAAGACGCAAUCCUUACGGAGAUGCAAAGACAUGGGAAGAAAGGCGUCGGCGUUUCAAUCAAAAACCUGAAAGAGUCGUGGAAAGGAUCCGUGGACGCCAUCCUCGAGCUCGAACAGGAGGGGAAAGUUAUCAUUAUCCGCUCCGGCAAGGACGAUAACCCAAAAUUCGCCUUUUGGAACCCAAUUACACAGGAGCAAAGGGAUAUGCAGAUUAUCGAUGACGAAUUCAAGACUAUGUGGCUCGAACAAAACGUACCUGAAGACGCAGACAUCGUUCGCUCUCUUAGCUCUGGUGAUCAGGGAAUGACUCUCACCGUCUCACAUGCCAUGGCGACAAAGCCACAGCAAAAGAAGAAGGCCCGCAAAGUGAACAAGCCACGGCCGACCAAGCUCACGAAUACGCAUAUUCAGGGAGUAGACCUCUCAAUAGACUAUCCUGGGCCAUCAGCCUCGUGA
Molecule: messenger RNA, 579 nt
Organism: Serendipita indica DSM 11827
Lineage: Eukaryota; Fungi; Basidiomycota; Agaricomycetes; Sebacinales; Serendipitaceae
Source: the annotation of a GenBank genome assembly